Podarcis lilfordi (Lilford's wall lizard) is the source of this 7949-nucleotide messenger RNA. The record is from the annotation of a GenBank genome assembly. Lineage: Eukaryota; Metazoa; Chordata; Lepidosauria; Squamata; Lacertidae.
AUGCUGCCCCAGAUAAUGGCUGUGGUGGCCCUGGGUAUCCUACAGUUGCCUCAUAGCAACUCCCAGGUAAGAUAAAUGAUGCUGAAUCCUGAACCUGCGAGGGCUGGUGGUGUGGAACCAGUAGGAGGCAGGGGAUGGUGCCUGUAGGUUUAGGUGCAGAGCCCAGAUGUGCUUGGUCCUUAGGAGUGGACCCUGAUAGAUGAAAGAGUGGAGUUCAAAGCUAAAGCUCUUGUCAAGCCAAGCAACCACUUGUUGUGAUGACAAAAAGGGAAAGAGAAGUAUGUAGGCUACCUUAAGCUUCCUGGAGGAGAGGUGGGAUAUAAAUGUAAUGGAUGGAUGGAUGGAUGGAUGGAUGGAUGGAUGGAUGAAAUCCCUCCCUGAUUUCCCAGCCUGGUGCCCACCAGAUGUUUGGGGCUCUAAUUCCCAUCACCCCCAGCCAGCAUGGCUAAAGGUUGUAAGCAGAACAUUUUCUCACCACCCUCAACUUAGACAGGCUGGUGUAUGAAACUUCAGCAAUGGGCAGUGUGAGGUCUUAGAACAGGAAUGUCAUAGAAGUGUUUUUUCUGGGCCAGAUUGCAUGCCUUAGAUGCAGAGGCCUGAUCUUGCCUAUAGUAUGGAUUGUGGACCUGGGGGCACCAUCUAGACCUGUGGUGGCCAAACUUGCCCCUCCAGCUGUUUUUGGACUACAACUCCCAUCAUCCCUAGCUAACAGGACCAAUGGUCAGGGAUGAUGGGAAAUGUAGUCCCAAAACAGCUGGAGGGGCAAGUUUGGCCACCACUGAUCUAAACAUUCUGUACUCACCUCCAAAAGGAUAUUGUGGAGGUGAAAAAGGUUCAGAAAAGGGCAGCCAAAACGAACAAGGGAUGGAGCCUCUGCAGUGGUGGUGGGUGGGUGCUUGUGGGUGUGCGUGCAGCAUCAGUUACAAUUUGCCUCGAGCCUUUGUGGGUGAUACCUGUGGGCUGUUCCUUCCACUUCCCUGCCAAAGCUGCUUUGUUCCUCCUCUCCUCCCACCCCCUGCAGGGCUGCCUAAGUGACCAGCAAGUUUCCAGCGCCAUCCGGCAGAUGCAGAAGCUGCUGUCUUCACAUGAGGCUGCCCAGCUGCAGAGCCUGCGCAACUUCAAGAAGCAGCUGGCCGUUUUGCAAGGCAGUCUCCACCAGCAGGCAGCCAAGCACAAUGGUAAAAGGAGAGAGAAGCACAGACCGCAGAAGCAGAAAGGUGUCUGUGUGUGCACAGGAUGUGUGCAGGACACAGGGCAACCCUGAGGCUGUUUUGUUUUGUUUUUUAAAUGUCUAGGGGAUGGCUUUUUGCUCUUUAAAAAUGGGGACUGGAAAGGGGGAAUUGUUUCCAGUGGUACCUCUACUCAUAGCAGACCCACUGAAUUUAAUAGACAUGAUUAACUUGGGUUCAUUAAUUUCAGUGGGUGCACUGCAAGUAGAAUCAAGUUGAUGCUUUGUUGUGUUUUUAUAUAUGUUGUAAGCGGCCCAGAGUGGCUGGGGAAACCCAGCAGGAUGGACGGGAUAUAAAUUUCAAAAUUAUGAUUAUUAUUAAGUUGCAUACAACUCAGGGUUUUAAAAAAACUCAUCUAUUAUGAUUAUUUUUAUAUUUAUUUAUAUGCCAUCCUGGACCAGACUGGGACUCAGCUUACACAAAGUAAAGCAACCCAGAUAAAAAGCAAAAAGCUGAAAACAUAUAAAGAUAAUGUUGUAAUGCUACACCCAGUGCUGAUGCCAGACUAUUUUGCACCCUGGGCAAAGCUAACUACUUGCACCCAACACCCCCCCCCCAUGCCAAUUUCAGUUUUCAAAAACAGAUGUCUUGUAGAAAAAAUUGAAAAGCACAAUUUAUCUGCUGUCAAUUUAUGCUGAAUUUAUUUUUAAUUGAAAGAAUAAGUAAUGCAACCAUCUUUGAUUAUCUUUUUCCAAUACUAAAGUUGGAAUUUAUUGUGAAUUGUGAUGUUAAGUCUAUUAAAAGUUUCACUUUCAGGCACAUCAAAACCUCACUUUUCACUGUGUGUGUGACCUCCAGUCAACUGUGGUCUAUUUCAUAUCUAUAUGAAAAACAAUUCUAAUGUAUGACUUACUUCAGAAACGAUAAAACUCUUCACAAUAUAAAGUAAAAGCAAAAUAGUAUCAGAAAUGUAUAAGAUAUAAUAAAAACAGAUCUGUAUAAAACCGUGCCCCUCAGAGGUCAGUACUGAGCUCCUCUGAGGUCUGUGCCCUGGGCAGCUGCCUAGUUUGCCUCAUGAGAGCCCCAGCCUUGGCUAUAACUCUAUUUCAUUUAAGCGGCAUUUUGCUACUUAAUGUAUACAAGAAAGCAACAACCAUAGGCUAGGGUAGGAAAAGAGCCUGGGGAAAGGAGCCAUGGAGAGACUCACUCUCCCAUCUUUUCUGAUCCGCCAACAGAGAGCUGCACCCCCCUGCCAGCACCCUUGAACGGCCGGAGGCUGGGAAAGAGGACGUCCGUGGGUCAUGAGGUACAUUUUGUCUGUGAUGAUGGUUUCCUCCUGGUGGGUGCUGAGACACGGGUGUGUCAGGAGAACCACAAGUGGAGCGGACAGCAGCCUGUCUGCAAAGGUGAGUGUGUCUGGCUGGUAGAAGGAAUAGCUUGAGGUUGCCAGGUAUCAUAAAAAUGGGGAGGGGCACCUCCUAACAGCCCCCACUCCUGCUGAUAGACCUACAGGUUGAUCUCUGGCCAAUUUUCCCAAUUGGGCCUGCAAUUUUGUUGUAACCAUAACAUGGCUUUCCAAGUGAAGGAACAAACGAGGAAUUGUCGUUUACAUGGAAAGACAGUGAGCUCUGCUCCAUUCUUGUACAGUGGUACUUCGGGUUACAGACGCUUCAGGUUACAGACUCCGCUAACCCAGAAAUAGUACCUUGGGUUAAGAACUUUGCUUCAGGAUGAGAACAGAAAUCGUGCUCCGGCGGUGCGGCAGCAGCAGGAGGCCCCAUUAACUAAAGUGGUGUUUCAGGUUAAGAACAGUUUCAGGUUAAGAAUGGACCUCUGGAACAAAUUAAGUACUUAACCUGAGGUACCACUGUACUGAAAACCAAUUCUGAUGAGCAGCAUGGGCUCAGAGGUUCUCCAUUUCCCCUCCACUGGUCCAAAAUGAGGGCUGUUUGAGUGUAAUUCAGUUUCCCCCUUCCCUUCUUUCCUCAACUCAGGCAUCAACGAGUGUGCCAGCAACCCCUGUGCCAAUGGCGGGACCUGUGUGGAUGGCAUCCACCGCUACAGCUGCUUGUGCCCCAGUGGUUGGUCAGGCAGCACCUGCCAAGCCCCACUGUACUCCUGUAAGUAGCAGGGGGCUGCGGUACCCCUGUCCACAUGACGGAAAAUACCCUGGGGAACUGGGAAAAGGAGAGGUGGGUGCCUGGAGAUAUUUCCACAUCGGCUUGGUUAGGCUGAGCACGUGGGGUUCAUAAGAGGCCUGUGCUGUGUGACUCGGCUGGGGGUCUCCGUCCCCUGCUCCUUUUCUCUAUUGGGCAUUGGUGCAAAGAACUGACAGCUGCCUCUCGACCACAGAUUGGGCGACGCUCAGCAACUCAUCCUUUAGCCGACAGCCUCGUUGCGCUGAAAAUUACCUGGGCUCACGCCAGUGCAGUUGCGACCCUGGCUUCCAGAUGCAGGCAGGAGGCCUCUGCCAAGGUAAGGGAGAAGAGGGCUUGGCAGGUCGACAGAGAUGGUGUAUCGUGCUUCCCAGAAACAGAGGGAUUUCCUCCCCUGGCCAUCUUCCCACACACAAGCCAGGGAUCUUCCGACUUUCUUCCUUCAGGGAAUCUUUUGUACAUAUAUCUGUCCUGGGCUGAAUGCCACGUAGCACUAGGGACAAACCCACCUGUUGCCUGCAUGCCUGGCUCCUUGUGGCCUUCCUGGAGACUAUCCCAGGGAACAUAGGAAGCCUUAUACCUUAUACCGACUUAGACCCUUGGUCCAUCUAGCUCAGGGACUAGCCGCUGCUCUCCAAUAUUUCAGGCAAGGAGUCUGUCCCAACGCUGCCUGGAGACGCUGCUGGAAAUUGAACCUGGGAAGGCAGAUGCUCUGCCAGUGAGCUAUAGGCUGGUCUAGAUCAGGAUGCUGCUCUAAAUGGAUCUCAGUUUGAACUAGAGCAUCCCUUCCCCAGCCUGAUGCCCUCCAGAUGUUUGCUGGGCUGGGUUGAUGGGAACUGAAGUCCAGAGCUUCUGGAGGGCAGCAGCUUGGGGGGAAGGCAGAACAAGAUGGAGCCCCUCAGUCUGAUCCAGUUGGGGCUCCUUUUUACCUUUUACAUUCCCACCUUGGGAGUUUUCUGCCUGGAUCGCACCAUCCUCAUGAUUCAGGCACCAGCCCAAUUACUCUGCAUUACCAAAAUGCCCAUUGUUAUGACCAGCAGGCAGUACUCUGGGCAAGGGCAGAUGUGGCCAAGUUAUUUUGUAGCUUUUUAGUGCCUGAACGCUUUCCCUUACUAUAUCUAUAGAGCAUAGGCCAAAUACUUGGCUUUAAAAUGGGGUGGAGGGGGCUGUCAUCUCCUGGUGAUGCAAUCAGACCCUUAUUAGGCCUCCCCUGUUAGUGGCAGGAGAGCAGAAAAGGAGGGGGCUAAUAGCCUCCAAGCCUUGCUGAUGGGCUUCCUGAAAGCAUCUAGCUGGCCACUGUGGAUGCAGGAUGCUGGCCUAGCAGGCCUUUGGUCUGAUCCAGCUUCAGGGCUCUGCUUAGGCUCCAAGCACUAUAUCAGAUUCCCAGGAAGCAACAGCCACAAGAUCAUGCCUUAAUUUAGCUCUGCCCCAAUAGAGUGUCUUUUCUCCAGUUCAGUUGACCUCAGUGGACAUCCCACAUUGCAGCUUGUGCUGGUGUGCAGAGGGGCAAUUUGUGCUCAUGGGGUCUGAUCCUUGAAGCAAACAACUCCAGGUGCCUGUCUACGGGCUGCCUCUCAGCCAAACUGCCCCCCCCCAAGUCAUCAUUGGUUGUAGCCCUUCCUUGCUUGGUGAGUUUUCCUUCGCCUGGGCAUUGAUCUCCAGAAGUGCUGAGUGGGGGCUGGAGGUCCCUUUUUGCUCUGCCCUUGGUGGGUGUAGGGUCACUCAGCAGACUUCUUGCUGCCUCCCCUCCAGAUAUCGAUGAGUGCAAGCUCUUCCAGACCAGCCGCCACACCCGCAUCUGCCUCCACAAAUGUGUGAACCUGCCUGGAGCCUAUCAGUGUACUUGUCCCCAUGGCUACCAGCUCCAGGGUGACACCAAUUCAUGCAAUGGUGAGUGCCUUUGCGGGGGGUGGGGUGAGAGAGAAUAAUUGAGGGUCAGCUGGGAGAGGAACCGCCCUGAGCUGUGUGUUCUAGGAGGCUGAAGGAGGGCAUGGCGUCAAACAAACUCUCCCUGUUGUGUUUGCAAGAUGUGGACGAGUGCGCAGAGAACCAGCACAACUGCAGCCAGGGACAGACCUGCAUCAACGUCUUUGGGGGCUUCCGCUGUGUGCGGCCCGAAUGCCCCAAGGCACAACUCAAUAUCAGCUACGUCAAGACUUCAGCCAUGUAAGUACAAGCACUAGAGUUCACUCAGGAAGGAAGCGGCAGCCUUUGCCAGCAACUGCUCCACUCCCUGUCUGCAGUGCUGGGCAGAAGCACCUCGUAGCCUCCCAGAGCCUUCACCCCAAUGCCCCCUAGAGCUUCCUUUCGCUCUUCUGCCCACUGAGCCAGAACAGAGAUGGUGGCCAUGCCACUUUGCAUGCCAAAUGGUUUGAGAUGCUGUGGGAAUCGACUGACCAGGGACUGUUUUCAGCUGAUGUGAGCACAUUGUUGUAUCACACAUAGUUAAACUGUGGAACUCACUCCCACAGGAGGCAGUGGUGGCCACUAACCUAGACAUCUUUAAGAGAGGGUUAGACAAAUUAAUGGGGGAUAAGGCUAUCAGCCAGGGUGGCCAUAAAGCUUCUGAAUACCAGUUGCUGGAAGCCCUGGUGUGGGGUGGAGGAGUGUUUUUGUGCAGGGUCCCUGUGGUUGGCUCCUGAGAGCAGGGGCCAUUGGGCUGGUCCAGCAGGCUUGCCUUGUGCUCUUAUACAGUCUCCCAACAAUCUCCCAACACUUUCUUCACUUCUCUCUCUCGCCCAAACAAAAACCAAGAGUCUGGGAUAGCUCAGUCGGCAGAGCAUGAGACGCUUAAUCGCAGUCAUGGGGUUGAGCCCCAUGUUGGUCAAAGGAUUCUUGCAUUGCUCAGGGUUGGACUAGAUGACCCUCAUGGUCCCUUCCAAUUCUACGAGUCCCUGCAUAGCAUUGAGCCUUAUGGAGGAAGGAGGGACUUGCACUGGCACCACUGGAAGUUCCCUCCUCCCCCCCAAGCCUCAUUUCCACAUUAGAAAGGCUGAGGAAUAUGUUCUGGAGGCACAGUGUAGUGGAUGGGGGCUGGAGUCUAAAGAUGCCCCCUCCUAUUUUCUAUUUACAGAACCACUUAUUAAGCCAAUCAGAGUCUCCACAAAGCCAGCAGGACUCGGCUAUUUCCAUCUCACUGGGUGCAAGCACCCCAAUUUGUUAUUUAGACUGGCAUCCAUUAAAGAUAGGAUUGUAGAGUUGGGAGGUGCACCUAGGGGCCAUCUAGUCCAACCCCCUGCAAUGCAGGGAUCAUAGCUGAAGAAUCCCCGACAGAUGGCCAUCCAGCCUCUGCUUAUAAACCUCCUAUGAAGGAGAAUCUACCAUUUUCCACAAUAGUCCAUUCCACUGUCAACAGCUCUUGCAUCAAAGUUAUUCCCAAUGUUUGGUCCACUCAUCCCAGUAGCUCAGUGGGUCAGGCCAUGACUUUGCACGCAGAAGGUCCCAGGUUUAGUCCUCAGCAUCUCCUGUAGCGGAGCAGGUCAGGAUGGGCUGCCACCAGGCUCAGGACACAGUACCAGGCUAGAUGGAUCAAAGGUCUGGCUCUGUGCAAUAAAGCUGUUUCUGGGUAUAGGGAAUGUUGGGGACCCCCUCCUUAGAUGGGGCAAAAUGUCUCCAACUGGCCCUGCCUGAGUGCCUCUUCUAUGUCCUCUCCUAGGCAGUGCGAGCGCAGCCCUUGUCCCAUGGAGAACAACGCCUGUCGGAGGGCGGCCAACUCCAUCUCGUUCCAUUACUUGCCUCUCCCGUCCAACCGCACUGUGCCCAGGGUCCUCUUCAAGAUGUCCACCAGCCGCUUUGUGGGAGACAGCCUGCGCUUCAGCAUCUUAGGGGGCAACAGCCAGGGGAAGCUGGUUGUGCAGCGCUUGGACCAGCACACAGGGGAGCUGGUGCUCACCCGGCCAGCCGUGGGGCCGACGACACUGGAGGUGGAGCUGGAGAUGAGCGAGUUUGCCCGGAAGACCCUCCUGGGGAAACACAUCUUCAAGAUCACAGUCUUCGUUUCCCAGUAUGAAUUCUGAGCCCCAUCCUCACCAGCCCCAUAGAAGAGCAUCAGCAGCUGUGGAAGAUGCAAGUCUGGUCUCCUCCGAAAUGCACUAGUCUGCUGCAAAAGGGGCCAAAAAGCCACCCUGCUGGAUGUAUCCACCCCUCUGUGCCCCUUGGAGGAAGACUCCAUGCUGGACUGAUCCCCUCUCCCAUCUGUCACUAUAUGGGCAGUGCCCCCAUCUUGGGGGGACAGAGCAAGGAAGGCACAACACAGUUCCCAGAUACAGCUGGCAGGAGCUGGGCAUCUGUACUUGAAAGUGCAGCCCCAUCUUUCAGUCCCGACUGGGCAAAGGGACCAAAACCAACCAAUAUUAACAGGGGCGUCCCGUGGCCGCAGCAAGAAUGCCUUCCCACCAUUGCAGGAGCCGGUUACGGAAAAAAUAGAGGGGGGUUCCUCCAGUUUUACCAAAAAGAGUCACGGAAGAGGCUCUGUCCCCAGAAAUCAAAAGGCAAAUAACCAAAGUCUGAAGAAUGGCACCAGCACAGAAGCAUCUUUUGCAAUGCUAAGGGAGACCUGUAGGCAAGAGAUGCCUGGACUCGAGAGACAGACCUGGGUGCUUUGCAAGAUGUAGUUCUUAGCCUG